Molecule: messenger RNA, 1893 nt
Organism: Cotesia congregata
Lineage: Eukaryota; Metazoa; Arthropoda; Insecta; Hymenoptera; Braconidae
Source: the annotation of a GenBank genome assembly
AUGAACCACUAUGUCAACGGGGCACCCUCUGAGAGUAACAAUGAAUUUUCUGGUCGUUCACCUCCAUUUAACUUAGUAGGAGCCCAAAUAGUACAAAAUUCAAACCAAUAUGAACCAAGCAACGGAGACAUACGUGGAGCUGUUAUUAAUCAGACUUCUAAUGAAUAUCGUGUUGGUCGAAAUGGAGGUACUAUCCAGGGAGCCACAAUCACGCAAACUGGAAAUGGGUAUGGAAUUGAGCGACGCUUUGAAGAUCCCAGAUGGAGGUCAGUCCCUUAUUAUCCCAAAGAAAAAUCCAAUGAGUACGCAACUGACAAAAACUCACAAACAGAAAACUAUGACAGAGUUAAGUCAUUGAAUUCAAAAGAACUACCGAUAACCAGCACUUCAGACGUGAAAGCUAAUGAAGUUGAAGUUUUACAACCAAAAAAUCAGCUUCCACAAUCAAACAAUGCAAUAGAAAACAUGUCUUCCACAUCUGGCGCUCAACCGACUCAGUCUGAGACUGCUAAUCAUCUUCGCGGCAACUACAAUUAUCAAGAAAUAGGAUCCGGGCAAUUCGAGACUCCUCAAGGAAUACAAUAUCUCCCUUCCCAAUCUGGAUUCCUGCCAACUAAGUUCGAGAACGUCAAUUACCCUAACAUCAACUGCAAUUAUAAUAGACAAGGAUUCGGACAGUUGGCUCCUCAAAGAACACAAUAUCUCCCUUCCCAAUCUGGAUUCCUGCCAAAUAAGUUCGAGAACGUCAAUUACCCUAACAUCAACUACAAUUAUAAUGGACAAGGAUUCGGACAGUUGCAAACUCCUGAAGGAACACAAAAUCUCCCUUCCCAAUCUGAAUUCCUACCAACUAAGUUCGAGAACGUAAAUUAUCUUAACAGCAACUACAAUUAUAAUAGACAAGGAUUCGGACAGUUGCAGACUCCUCAAGGAACACAAAAUCUCCCUUCCCAUCUGGAUUCCUACCAACUAAGUUCGAGAACCAACUUUACUAAUAAUGAACAAGGAUUAGGACAAUUGCAGACUCCUCAAGGAACACAAUUUCUCCCUUCCCAAUCUGGAUUCCUACCAACUAAGUUCAAGACCUCCAAUUAUUCUAAGAGCAAGUACACUUAUAAUGGACAAGGAUUCGGACAGUUGCAGACUCCUCAAGAAAGACAAAAUCUCCCUUCCCAAUCUGGAUUUCUAGCAACUAAGUUCGAGAACGUAAAUUAUCAUAACAGCAACUACAAUUAUAAUGGACAAGGGGUCAGACAAUUGCAGACUCCUCAAGGAACACAAUAUUUCUCUUCCCAAUUUGGAUUCCUACCAACUAAGUUCGAGAACGUCAAUUACCCUAACAUCAACUACAAUUAUAAUGGACAAGGAUUCGUACAAUUACAGACUCCUCAAAGAACACAAUUUAAUCCCUUCCAAUUUGUAGCCCAGCCACCAGAGCUCAAGAACGCCAAUAACUUUCAAAGUAACUACAAUUAUCAAGGACUGGGAUUCGGGGAACCGCUGACCAGCCAAGAGUUAGAAUCUCUUCAUUCUCAGUCUGGACUUCGAACGUCAUUACCUACGACCACAAAUGUUCCUUCCGAUCAAGGAAAAUCGUUUGAGAGGAAUUAUCAGUACUCGCAAAAUAAUUUAAGGGGAUUCUAUCCAUCUCAAUAUUCUCCAAUUCAACAACCAAACAACAGACAACCGUUGGCCUCAGGCUCUGCUCAUAUUGAUGCUCAAGCUGGUUCUCAAGCUACUGGAGUAAUUUCAACAACCUCGGUAGUAAGCCCGGCAGAUUGGCUCAGAUUGGGCACAAUCCCUGCAGGAUAUGAUCUCGUCUGCGAUCCACCGAAGGGAUUUUGCUGGUACCAACCCAGACAGCAGGAUAUGAAGUAUAACGUUAAAACAUAA